AUGCCCGGUAGCUGGGUCGUCGGACUCUGCGGCUACUGCCAGGACAUGAUACCCAACUGCUGCAUGGCGUGGUUCUGCCCGUGCAUCUCGACGGCGCAGAUCGUCAAGCGUCUGGGCGUGAGCUCCUACUGCUGCGGCCUCUGCUUGAGCAUCCUGUUCCUAGCGCUUCCGCAACCGGGCAACUGCUGCGGCGACUGCUGCGAGGCGUGCUGGUGCACCAGCUGCGCUAUCGCUCAGAUGGCCACGCGCGCGGGCAGCUACAAGCCCGGAAGCUGCAGCUUUGGCUCGCUCGACUCCCUGCACCCCUACAAGCCCAUGUAG
This is a messenger RNA of Phytophthora sojae, 321 nucleotides long. RefSeq lists its product as hypothetical. The transcript is spliced from 2 exons. The record is from RefSeq and is a predicted model, not a curated record. NCBI's taxonomy places the organism in Eukaryota, Oomycota, Peronosporomycetes, Peronosporales, Peronosporaceae. The coding region runs from base 1 to 321 and encodes 106 amino acids.